Protopolystoma xenopodis is the source of this 330-nucleotide messenger RNA. Lineage: Eukaryota; Metazoa; Platyhelminthes; Monogenea; Polystomatidea; Polystomatidae. The record is from the annotation of a GenBank genome assembly.
AUGGAAAAAUUCCACUUGGCCGAAAUUGGCACUUUUUCUGCUCUCAGCGAAGUCUGGACGGAGAUAAGCCUUCUGUCAGACGGAUCUGGUGGUUAUGGUCCGGAUGGUGAUGGAUAUCCCGCGUUUACCCAGCUCAAGAUCUACCCCGUGGCCACAGGCGGAGGAGUUGUCGGCUCGUUUGAUGCGUCAAUUACAGCCACUGACGGAACGAUAGCAUUUUCGUGCUCCUCCGUCAUAGAGCCUUACGCUGUUUUCACAUUGACCAAAGUAGGCUUUAGCUUUCCUUUCACAAGGUCUGAAACCAAAUUGUUAUGCGUGAUUUUGGUAUGA